Molecule: messenger RNA, 3276 nt
Organism: Cyclopterus lumpus (lumpfish)
Lineage: Eukaryota; Metazoa; Chordata; Actinopteri; Perciformes; Cyclopteridae
Gene: barhl1b
Product: BarH-like homeobox 1b
Exons: 3
Coding region: 930-1895 (321 amino acids)
Biological process (GO): regulation of transcription by RNA polymerase II
Cellular component (GO): nucleus
Molecular function (GO): RNA polymerase II transcription regulatory region sequence-specific DNA binding; DNA-binding transcription factor activity, RNA polymerase II-specific
Source: RefSeq, a predicted model, not a curated record
GUCACAGGGGACUCACGUGGACGAGGCGCUCUUAAAACCUAGCUCCUGACUUUUCCUCAAGUUCAAUUUUUUGGGAUUCCCUCCCACCCCCAUCGCAUCUCGUCCUCCUACUUGCCAGUUGUGACUAUUUAACCCAGUUUACCUCUCCUUUUUCCCCUCCUUCUUCUUCUUCUUCUUCUUCUUCUGCUUCCCGGCUGCGAGUCGCGUAUCGCAUUGCCGUCCCGCGUCUUCCUCGCCUGCUGCGUUCUGUCGCUGCUCGCUGGCUCUCGGACUCCUCGCUCUCGAGUAUAUUAUUCUUUAUUUAUUUGUUUUUGGUCACGGUUUUGCUGUUCUACUUGAAGGAAUGCGAACACUUCUGUGUGGCCGCAUGACGAGCUGCCCCGGCCGUUCCCCCUCCGGUCUGACGCGUACCUGUCCAUGGUGCUGAAACGCUUCUCUCUCUACCUCCUCCACCACGGCGCGCUGCUGCUCCCAAACAUCCAGAAAUAGUCUCUUUUCUGCAUCUGUUCGUGUCUUGCUGGUGAGUCCGUCUCCUCCCCCCCCCCCCCACCCACCCACCCCCUCCCGCGAGGCUCGUGGACAAAACGCAGACGGAGUUGGUUGUUAAAAGGAAGCAGAAAGGAAUCGACGCCGACUUUCCCCAAAAGAGACUACAUCGAUCUCAGGAGGACACAUCUAGAACUAGAACACCGGAUGCUGUAACACAACUUAGCCUGGGGAUAUUUGCUCUUUAAAGAACCAGUUGGGCGACUGGACAUAGCGGAUAAGUAAUCUUCAUUUGUAGCGUAUCCAAAAACAGUUUCCUCGGUGCGAGGCGGGGGGCUCUUUCUGCUGGAUCAACUCCGACUUAGACAACCGCCCCCUCCCUCCCUAAAAUACAACUUGUACUGAAUACCAAAUGGUAGUUUGAGGAGGCCUCGACCAAGACAAUGGAGGUGUCCGCCAACGGGUCCAGUUUUGGCAUCGACUCGCUGCUGUCCCACAGGCCUGGAAGUCCGGUGUCCAAAGGGGACGGCCUGGCGGGGGAUUGCCGCUCGCCUCUGGAGUUCAGCCCGAGAUCAGACGCGGAGAGCGGCUGCUCGUCGCCGCCGUCGCCGCGGAGAGAGUGCGCGGACGAGGUGGCCCAGAGGCAAGGUCACGGCGCGGGCCUGCCGCCGCACCUCCAGCUCGCGCAGAUAUCGGCGGGGUCGCAGCAGCGGACCGUGACCUCGUCGUUCCUCAUCAGAGACAUUCUCGCGGACUGUAAGCCCCUCGCCGCCUGCGCGCCCUACUCCAGCAAUGGACAGCCGACGCAGGAGGCGGGCAGGCUGGUCUCCAAGAUAGCGGAAGACUUUAUGGAGAAAAUCCACAGCAACUCGUCGUCAGACAGUGAAUACAAAGUGAAAGAGGAGGGGGACCGGGAGAUCUCCAGCAGCAGGGAGAGCUCUCAGGCCCGGCUGAAGAAGCCCAGGAAGGCCCGGACGGCCUUCACGGACCACCAGCUGGCGCAGCUGGAGCGCAGUUUCGAGCGGCAGAAGUACCUGAGCGUCCAGGACCGCAUGGAGCUGGCGGCCUCCCUGAACCUCACCGACACGCAGGUCAAGACCUGGUACCAGAACCGGAGGACGAAGUGGAAGAGGCAGACCGCGGUGGGUCUCGAGCUGCUGGCGGAGGCUGGGAACUACUCCGCCCUGCAGAGGAUGUUCCCGUCCCCGUACUUCUACCCGCAAAGCCUGGUGUCCAACCUGGACCCUGGAGCGGCCCUCUACCUGUACAGAGGCCCCUCGGCGCCCCCGCCGGGCCUGCAGAGACCCCUGGUCCCGCGGAUCCUGCUGCACGGCCUGGGGGGCAGCGAGCCACCGCCGCCUCUGCCCUCCAUGUCCAACGUGCUUACUCGGCCAGCUCAGCAGCGGUGAGCCGGUCGCUGCGGGGUUUUUUUCUUCAUUUUUUUUUCUUUUUCUACGCCGAGUUCGGCAGGACUCCUAAAAAGAAAUGAAACAAAGACAGAUACAAAUAAAAACGGGACGAGCCAGAAGAAAAUAAAAAAACUGUUCGAGGCCUUUAUGGUGCGAGCUGGCCGAUGGAGGCUGAACCCUGCAAUGAGCUUUGUGACUCUAACUGAUUAUGUGGGAGGAUUCCCCUGUGUUUUGUUUUUGGGACAUGAGCUUUAUUUAUUUAUAACUUAUUUAUUUUUCAAUAUGAAUCAAAGCGUCUAAGUUAUGUAUUUAUUUGAUCCCAGUUUCAGUAUUUUUUGUGUUUUCCCCAACAGAUACAAUUGUUGGUGGAACUUUGACCUACCGUUCAAUGCCAAUUAUACCCCUGUUGGUAUUAUUAUUAUUAUUAUUAUUAUUAUAUCAUUAUUAUUACGUGGACGUUCAUGGAUAUUGGCAAAGUUGCAUUCUUCCAUGUCAUAUGAAUAUAAUGUAGAGGAUCCAAAGGUAUUAGUAAAUCCCCCCCUCUUUCUAAAUCUGUCUUGAUUUUUCUUUCCACGUGAAGAACAAGAUGAUCAGCAGUCAUAAAUCUGUAAAUAAGAAUAUUUUGCAUUUUAUUCGAAAGAGACGGAUUUUAAAAAGAAACCUUUUUUGUUUCGUUUUUGUUGUUGCUUCGUUUGAUCUAUUCUGUGCGUCUUUUUCAGACCGCGGGGAUCCAGUUUAAACCUAAUAGGCUAGAUUAGCCAUCAGAAACCAGUCAGAAUUAAAAAAUAAAAAUAAGCCUGGACCCACAUAGAGGCACAAACACGAGAGCUACGGAAAUAACAUACAUCUAUAUAAAGUCGGUUUUCUUGUUCUUAGUUGAAGUUUUAGCAGAGAAAAAAAAAGUCAAGUAAUUUAUUAAAAAAAGCCGUUUUAUUCCUGCAGAGGAGGACACGGCGGACGCAAUCACCUCAGUAAUAUUUACUUUAUUUGUAUUUAUUUUUGUUGCAAUGAACAAAGCGACCGGACUCGGGUCCACGUCCAGGUGUAACUGCCUGUUGAUUUGGUGUAUUUGAACAGACGUUGUGCAUUAUGCUUAUGUUACUUCAUAUGAAGCCGUGAUAACCCUUCAUUGUUAUACUCUCUUUUGGUGAAAAUGUAUAUUGCAGAUAUCAAACUUGUGGAGUGGUUCUCGUAUUUCCUGGAUCGUUUUUUAUUUUAAUUUACAUUUUUUUUAAAAAUUAUUUUCGUUCCUCUCUCCCCAAACUCUCCCAAUUUUUUUUUGUUGGUGAAAUUCACAGCAACCAUUGAACAGAAAGGGAGGGGGGGAUUUGAUGUAAAAGAGAAAUACUUUUAUAAAUGUGGAAAUAAAAGUCUUUCAUUU